Messenger RNA from Mycotypha africana, 1662 nucleotides. RefSeq names its product Six-hairpin glycosidase-like protein. Gene Ontology annotation, biological process: carbohydrate metabolic process. Bases 230 to 1405 code for a protein of 391 amino acids. The transcript is spliced from 5 exons. Lineage: Eukaryota; Fungi; Mucoromycota; Mucoromycetes; Mucorales; Mycotyphaceae. The record is from RefSeq and is a predicted model, not a curated record.
AUAGUCGAGGAAUUUCUUGAAUCGUUAGAGCCAGUGAUAAAAGACCGAGAUUUAUACACAUUAUUGCAAAAUUGUUUGCCUAAUACCUUAGACACUACGAUUGAGUGGUUUAACAAAGAUAAAGGCGAUCCAAGAACAUUUUUAAUUACAGGAGAUAGUAAGAAAAUUAUUUGCAUUUUUGCAAAUAUGCCAUAGAUAUGACCUUAACAAAUGCUGUUUAGUUCCGGCUAUGUGGAUUAGAGAUUCUACGAACCAAAUUAAACCCUAUCUACGAUUCGUGAAUGAUGAUAUCGAAUUGAAGGAUUUGAUAUUCGGUGUCAUACAAGUCCAAGCAACUUAUUUAAAUUACGACCCUUAUGCAAAUGCUUUUUUAAAGCCAUGUGUAGUAUGGGAAUCAAAGUAUGAGCUUGAUUCGAUCGGCCACUUCUUUCAAUUAACCAAUGAAUAUUUGAAAGCCACGGGGGAAUAUGACAGAGUGUUCAAAUCAAAGGUGUGGACAACUGCAAUACCUCGCAUUUUUAAGGUUCUACAAACGCAAAUGCAAGAUACCUGGCCAAGUAAACAGCUGAAAUUGCCGAAUAUCAAAGUAAUGAAUAGCAAAGACCCACAACCAGUAUUGCUUGAGGAUGGAUACCGAUUCAGACGGCAAACAGAUCGACCUACAGAAACACUGGGAGAGUACGGAAUAGGUGGAAUAACAAAAAGAUGUGGUUUGAUUCGCAGUGCGUUUAGACCAAGUGAUGAUGCGACCACUCUUCCAUAUCUGAUCCCUGCUAACGCUUUAGUAUCUUCCCAACUAAAGCAGUUAAGCGAAUACGUCAAUCUAUACUUAAGCAAACAUCCCGAGAAUGAUAACACAGAAUUUUUCGACGAUCUUAAGAAUAAGGCCGGCAAACUAAGCAAAACAAUAAAGCGUGCAAUAUUCAAACACGCUGUGAUAGAUCACCCUGAAUUUGGGAGAGUCUUUGCUUACGAAGUAGAUUGUUACGGCUCUCAUUUGAUCAUGGAUGAUGCCAAUACGCCCUCUCUGCUGAGUAUGCCUCUAUUCGGAUUUGUUGCGACAACAGACAAGAUCUAUCAGAAUACAAGAAAAAUGAUAUUGUCUGAAUGGAAUCCAUGGUUCUUUCAAAGUGAGUUUGGGAAAGGUAUCGGUAGUCCCCACACCGGACAAAAUAUGAUCUGGCCAUUGAGUUUGUUAAUGCAGCUACAAACAACAACGUCAGAGGCAGAAGUGAAAGAGGCCCUUCUAACUGUUAAAAAGAUCGCUAAUGUUACAGGUGGGCUUAUGUGCGAGUCUAUUGACGUUAAUAAGCCUGAUAAAUAUACAAGACCGUGGUUCAGUUGGGCAAAUAGUGUAGCUGGAGAAACGAUAUUACAAUUAAAAGAGAAAUAUUCAGAUUUAUAACUUCAGCUAUUCGGCAACUUUAAUAAACUAUGUUCCUUCUAUUUAAUUUUCCUUUUUAUGUUCGCUAAACGAAAAAAAAGCAGCUUGCCAUUCCAUACGAACACAAAACGAAGCCGAAUAAAGACUUUGAAGUGUUAGUAGCAUCGCCAGACGUAGAUUCAUCAAAAGAUUUUAAAGAACUUGCAAUAGCAAGAGACACUAUCUUGGGACCUGUAGGAGAUGACAUCCCUAAGAUUGUUCACUUUGUAUAUGGAUUA